UUUUUUUUUUGGGUGAGCGAGCGAGCGACUGAAACACCAUAACUAAGGAGGUGUUGUUAGGCAGCCGUUAUGGAAUGUACUUGACAUCUGUACGCGUUUUAUGAGGAGGACCUUUCAGUUGAUCCUAACGGGAACACUAACAUUGGCAUGUUGCAGCCUGAUGUAUGAACAGCACUUGGAUCACGGAUAUUUAUUGGAUUUACAGGAAAAUGGCAUGAUUCGCUUGUAAUGGAUAUGAUGACUUACUUGGCUGAUGUUUUGGUGGCCCCCUCGCCUUCGAGUAUUGUAAGAAGCAGUUACACCUUCAUUUUGGGAUUACUAAUAUUGUUUCCAGUGCAGGAGUCCAUUGGGUCUAAUGUAUCAGACUUUCAAGAGGAACAGUUACAGAAAUAUCCUUCUGCAUAUUCAGCUGUUGGUCUACAAGGAGAAGCAAUGCCCACUGCCUUAACAGAGAAUACAGCAGAAGCUCAAGGGAAGAGUCUACUCCUUAAAGUUUAUUCAUCAUCAGCCAUACCUCAAGAAACAACUACAGGAGGAACAUAUGUAGCACAGUGGGGCCCAUCAGCAUCUGCAGGCACACAUUCCUUUGAGGAGUUCACUAACUCAUUUGCUGUUUUACACUCAAUCCCAACACAGAAAUCUGCUGUAUCAUCUGAAUCUACUGUAUUCCAGCUGCAUGUAUUUCCUGAAUCACAACUACAGAGUCACACCUUGGAAGCUAAGGAAAUAAAAUCAGUAUUACUUACAUCAACAUCAGCAUUAACAGAUAUCAUGUUGUCAUUAAUGAAAAGUAUUAAAAGUACUUCAGACAGUGUUGCACUAUUGACAGUCCCUAGUACUUCAUCCAGUGACUCUAAGUCUUCUGUGCUUGAAACAGUAUUUCUGUCUCCAAGCGGACUUUCUAAGCUGGUACCGCCCACUCUUAUAGUUCCUACUUCUAGUUUGCCGUCAUUUCCUUCACAUCUAACUGCAUUGCAUGACAUGUCACAAGACCAUAGUGUUCAGUCUGUAUCACAGAGGAAUGCAGCUAUUUUACCUUUAAAAGAAACCACCGCACAAGGCUUAUCACAGUCCAGCAUAGAUCUAAGCAAUAUCCAUAGUGUUUUGAUAUCAGGUGUACAUGAGCCAGUUAUGUCCAUAUUAGACAUCUUCAAAACUUCUGAAAUGUUUGUUUCUUUACUAACAAGUACAUCACAUUCUACUAGUACUUUGUCACAUGCAAGUAAUCCGUAUCCUUCAUCUCUUGCAAGUCAUACUUUUACAUUUCCAUCACAAGACGAAUUAAAGGACUCAAGUGUUCAGUUAAAAUCAUUUUUAAUUACUGCAAAUGGUGACCUAACUAGUGUCUUUCAUUAUAGUGAUGUGAAACAUUUGUCACUUAAAGGGACUUCAACUUUGCCUGAUAUUUUCACUUCCGUAAUAAAUGUUCCUUCAAGGCAAAGCCAAGUGGAAUAUCUGACAGCAUUUAACAGUCCAGUGCCUUCUGUCAGACCGUAUAUUACAUCUUUAACACUUGAUAUAACCCCAAUUUACCAGGAUGGAUUUUCACUGAGCUAUUCAAUGGAACACGAUCCUGGCUCAGGAGAUUAUCUUGAGACAGUAUCCGUAGUGGCAUCUCAGAAGAAAGCACUAACCUCUUCUCUAACUUUUCUUACGGACAUUUAUGAUCCGUAUGACUCCAACUUGGAGAUAUUGGAUACUUCUUUUCCAUCAAGACCUUUGGUUUCACAUUCUUCAUUUUUUGACAACUCUUUCACAUUUAGCUUGGACUCUAUAAGCACUUUUAAAACUGGCCUUAAUACUGUUUUGCCUGCAGCACUUGAUCCUUUAUAUAUCCAGUCUUCCAUGAGUCACUCCUUUGUUAAGUUUUCGGAUGAUGCAUCAAAUUAUCCAGUUUAUAUGACCAAAUCUGAUUUGGAGCUGGAAGAUUCUUACCUUGAUUUCAGUGAUGCUACAUCACAUUAUGUAGCACUUACAACUAAACUGCCCAUUUCAAAACAGCAACCUAAUGUUACAGAUGUGGUUCUUCCUGUAAAUUCAGAGACCAGAAAAAGUGAAAGCAAAUCUGAAGAAACAGAUGCACUAUCUGUGCCAGAAUCAACAUCUAUUAUGCAAGAACCGCCUAUGGAGAAUUCAUUUGCUUCAGAUGUUUUUCUGCACAAAACAUCUUCCUUUUCUUUGGACAUAUUACCCAGUCAUCUACCAACAGUAUGGUUUUCAGACUCCAGUGACAAAACACCUUUACCUUCUCAGGUGUAUAGUAAAGAAUCUACACAGUUUUCAGUGAUGCCUAUUUUUCCGUCAACUAUUUUGCCCUGGAAAUUAGCCAGUUUAGAACUAGCUGAAUCUUCUAUAAUGCCUGAUAAUUUUGCAACAGUAGAUGGCACAAAUAUUGAUGCAUCAGACUUCAUACCUUUAAGUUCUUCAAACUCCCUGUUAACCACAGUCUUUGUAUCAGACAUCCCUCCAGUUGGUUCAUCAGAAACACAAUUCUAUUCUGAUGUUUCAGUAUUGUCUAAAGAAGCUUUGGAUUCUCAGUCGAUUUCUGAACAAAGUUUUACCUCAGGUGUAUUAAGGGCUACCUCUUUGAUGGAGGCUUUAUCAACGUAUUCGUCAGCAACAGUGUUACCUGCUACAACAUAUCCUUUUGUUAGCAGUCAUCUGAAAGAAGAAAACAGUAUUGAGCUGCUUAACACACUUCAGCAAGCUCCACAACGAACAGAAUCUGUUUUCUCUCAUAUUAAAUCAGACGUCUCCCUCAUUUCUUCUACAGUUUCACAGAGUCUUCAUUUAGUGGACAUAACUAGUACUUCACAUUUUAGCACACAUAUGGCGUCCUCUUCACUGUAUGUUAGUGUGUCUCCUACACCUACUGGUCCAGUUUUUAUGGUGUCAUCUUUCAGUAAAACUGCUACAACUUCUGCACCUAACACUAGUUUAAUUGAAGUUACUAAUCUGACUAACGCUGUCAGCACCAUGACUGAUAAAGCAGUUACUGAUGUAUAUAGUACGAAUAACAUGAAUCCCACCACUGUCACUCAGAUUACUGGCUUUCCUUCUGCUGCUAAUCGCACAACUGCUGCCACUGCCAGUAGCACCACUGUCACUACAAUUGCUGCAACAGCCUCAACCACAACAACCCAGCCUUACUUGUGCGAUAUAACAGUGCCUGAUGUGUACUUAGUUAAAGCAGUGCUUUCUGAGGAAGCUAUGUUGAGCAUUAAUGAAGCCAUUAAGAAUCAGCUACAAUUUCAGUUCAACCGUACAGUGGAGUUGCAGAUCCGUAAGACUUUUCCUGAGCUCACAUUUUUAGUGACUUCAGGCCCACUGGUCUAUACAGCCGAAUCCGUCAUAAAUGCUUUGAGUAACAGCAGUCUUCUUCAUGGAGAGCCACCAAAGAUCCUUUCACUACAAAGAGUCAUUACUGUGCCUGACUACAAGUUUCAGGCCCAUACAGUGCUGCAGUUUGUCCCAGGUAAUGUGGAUGUGAGGUUCUGCAACUUCAGCCGGCAGAUAGAGAGAGGCCUGAUGAUGGCAUUUGCAGCGGCAAGACGGCGUUAUAGGCAAAUGGUCAACAUAUCUGUCCAGGUCUUGAAUGUAACUAUGUACAUGUCCGACCCAGAGAGACUAAGGAAAGGUCCUGUGAAUAUCACAUUUGCCAUUAACGAUCAAUCCACUUUUAUUCUUGGUGCUGAUGUAAGUGACCUUCUUAGGUUGCUCAGCUUGGUGGAGUUCAGCUUUUACUUGGGUUUCCCUGUUCUACAAGUUGCUGAACCAUUUCACUACCCAGAACUCAAUGUGUCACACAUUCUUCAGUCUUCCUGGAUUCGAACAGUUCUUCUUGGUGUUCUUGACUCCCGGGUUCGUGAGAAGGUGUUUCAUGCAGAGAUGGAGCGCAAAUUCGCACAGCUGUUCAGUGAGGCUAUUGUUCAAAAAAGGAGAAGAUUGAAAAGAGCCACCACUGUGGGAAAUGUCACUGUACAGGUUGUUAAUGUUUCACGCAUUGAUGAUACUGAUUAUCCAGUGGAAGUGGUUUAUUUUGUGGAAGGUCAGAGUGGAGAGCGUCUUAGUGCUGUUGAGGCUGCUAGCCUUAUUAACAAGGUUGAUAUACAGAAAGCUGCUAUCAUCCUGGGGUAUCGCGUGAAAGGAAGUCUGGCACAACCUGUUAAUAAGGUAGAAGAAUCUCCAUCUGAAAACCAUAACAGUAAUCUUUGGAUCAUCGUUGGGGUGGUGGUUCCUGUGAUUGUGGUUGUGACCAUCAUAUUCAUCCUGUACUGGAAGCUGUGCCGAACUGACAGGCUUGAAUUCCAGCCAGACACCAUGAGCAAUAUUCAGCAGAGGCAGAAGACACCAGGUACAGGACUACAGUCCCUGAUAUUGUGCAGCCUUCAGAAGCAGCAGCCACAGCACAGCCUUCAGAAGCAGCAACAGCAGCAAGAGACACAGCCUUUAGGUUGUCAGCUGCAAGCUCCAACUGUAAAAGGUUUUGACUUUGCCAAGCAGCACCUUGGACAACAAGACAAAGAUGAUGUUUUAGUGCUACAAGAACCAGCUUCCUUGCCUACACCUGUUAAAGAUGCUGCUCUUUCUGAAAAUGGUGAUGUUCCAAGUCCAAAGUCCAGAACACCUUCCAAGCCCUCUAAAGGAGUUCGACACAGGGGGAGGAUUUCCCCAUCUGAUGCAGAAUCAACAACAAGUGAACAGUCCAGUGGAAGAGAGACUCCUGAAGAAACUCCAAGGCACUCUGUGACCACUGGUGAGAGCAAGCAGCACAGAGCUGUUAAAAAUGGAAAAAAUAAAGUUGGUCCUCCACAGGUGAAUGGUGUAGAUGAGCAGACUUCUUCAGCAUCUAUCUUUGACCACGUUGAUAGAAUAUCACGCUCGUCAGAGGCCAGUCGACGCAUCACCAAUAAGAUUCAACUGAUUGCGAUGCAGCCCAUCCCUACACCACCACCACUACAGAAUCCAGCGGUACCAGAACGUGUUACCGAGACAGCAAAAAUCAACAAAGAAAUUCAAACAGCACUGAGACAUAAGUCAGAGAUAGAACACCAUCGUAAUAAGAUUCGUCUCCGAGCCAAGCGUAAGGGACAUUAUGAUUUUCCUGUCAUGGAUGAUGAUGGAAUCCAAGACCCAAAGGAUCGGCGUAAGAUUUACCGCAAGGCCCAGAUGCAGUUUGACAAGAUCCUAGAACCUGGAAUGAACAUGCCCACAGUACACAUAGAAGCCAGAAGAAGUUCCCGUGCAAAACGCUCCCCUAAACAAAGACGUAAACAUCAAAUGAAUGGCAGCCUUACAGAUGCAGAGAAAGACAGGCUCAUAACCACAGACAGUGAUGGGACCUAUAAAAGACCCCCAGGAGUCAACAAUGUUGCCUAUAUAUCUGAUCCUGAUGUUCCUCUGGAAUCGCAGAGCCCUUCACCUUCUGAUCCUGCAAUGUAUCCUUCCUCUCCACUCAACCAGCCACCCCCUCCAUAUGUCCCACCUCAGCCAUCUAUCGAAGAGGCCCGACAGCAGAUGCAUUCUCUUCUGGAUGAUGCAUUUGCACUGGUGGCACCCACAAGCCAAGGGAACAAUGUUGCCAGCACCACUGCAUUACCUGGGGCUACCAUAGGGCAACCAGUCACUUCAACACCUAGCCGAACAACAAGGGCAACCAGCUGCACACAGUGGACAGCACCUUAUGGUCCAGUUCAGUCAGCAAACAUUCCAUUUGCAAGAUAUACAGAUUUAGGAAUGGCAUCUCCUGCAGCACCCACAGUGUUACAAAGGCAAGGAUAUGGUCCAGGCUUCCUGCCUCCCACGGAAUUGAUACGGCAAGAACAGUCACAGCCAGAGACUCCAUAUCCUAACAGAGGAAUCUAUCCAGAAGAUAUACCAGCUGUAGCACGGCCGCGACCAGUUGGAAGUACUACAGGGUCUCAGAUUCAUCAGCUUACACAGGUGGGCAUUACCAACAGAACUGGAGCACAGACAGCAGAUAUCCCAUCAGGAAGAGCAGGACUUGGCCAGCAUUUGGGACCACCAGGAUGGUCUCCAUAUCGUACAGAUGAAGACUUUAUUAGAAGUGGCAUGCAGAAGGAUGGGACUCAUGUGCUUGGACACCAAGAAUAUGUCUCACCUCCUAUGUACCAGAUACCGCGAACUUCAGGGAGGGAUCCCACUGUACCACAUUCUCACCUUCAACCUAGCAACCUUCAGGGGACAGGGACAUGCUACAAUGCUGAGGACAUUCAGAGGGGUCAUUCCUCAGCCUCUCUAAUCAAGGCUAUUCGAGAAGAGCUUCUCAGACUCUCCCAAAAGCAGUCAGUAAUUCAAGACUUUCAUAGCUGAUCAACCACCACAUAGAUCAGUUAGUUUGCUGCUUCCUGUGGAAGCAAGGUUUAGAGGGCAGCAUGGGUACCAUUUUACUUUAAUGACAUUGAUACUGUGGUGGAGAGUGGACAGUGUUAAAGCUUGUGCAGUUGCAGCUGGUGCCAGUGUUUGUCAUGUGACAGAGAAGGCUAGAGUCACUAGACUGCUCCUAGUAUCUUUCAUAUUACAGAAAUGGGAAAAAAAUCAAUUUCUAUUUAUUGAAGUGUAAGAACUAUUCUGUAAUGCCUGUUUCUGGUUGUUGAAGUAGGCCUCAUUCUUGUUUUUUAAGAAGCUUGCGUGUGAUGUUUUUACAGUUUCUUGUUGAUCAUCAACUGCAGUCAUGAUAGCUGCCCCUGCAAGAGUUAAACCAAGGCUGGCAUCUUGGUAGCAGGUGGCCACUGCAGCGGUCUAGUCUCAAAUACAAAGACUUACAUUUAAAGAGUUGUCUAAAGCUGAAAGGUUUUUCAAAUAUUUUAUAUGUUCUUGCCUUUUCAUGUGCUUUCUGCAGGGGGACAAAAACAGUCCCUUGUUUCUCAUCUGAAACUAAUAAAAAAAUUUAUGGAAGCUUUCUUAUAAUUUAAGAAGUAUAUCCAGUUCGACAUUUUGUCGUUCCUUUGGUGCUGAAGCUUUAAGUGUUCCUUCUAGUAAGAUAUUGUCUCUAUAUUUGAGCUUUCUAGGACAGCAGUUUUUUUGUCUUAACAAAAAAGUAAAUGUUCUUAAUGUUCUUUGACAGUUCAGAAGUGGUGAAUACUUCUGUCCUGCAGAGGUUCCUAAUACGCGUGAACUUACUGAUGUAGAAAACUUUAUAGAGUAUGGUGAGUACAUGCAUACCCAGAGAUGUUUACAAAGGCAGGCAAACUGUUCAUUUAAGUAUGUACUCAUGAGUAUGUACCUGUGGCCUUGGGCAUUCAGUGGCUUUUUAUUAUUUGUUCAGUCAGCACUCUGAAACUGCAUCAUUUGUACUCUUUAGGAAACAGAUAUGACUAUGCCUCCCCUCUUUUUAAUUUAUUCUCAAAACAGUUUGCUGAUAAAAGCAAUAUUCCAUAUUAAACAAGUGGCUGUAGCAAUGAGGGCAAGAAUACACAAUUUUCCAUUUUUCAUUACCCAGAUUUUUUGUUUACAUCCAAAACGCACUCUGUCAUUAUGCUGAAGUCUUAAUAUAUUUUGCUGUGGCAGCACUUGGACUGAAAAGUAUUUAUUUUGAAGAGGAGGAUCUCAGCUUCCAAGCACGUACUUUUUUGGGCAUUGUUUGCUUGGAAACUGUUUGUACAGUGCAUUUGGUAGUUAGGUAUAAACUAUAUUUGUUGUGUGUAAGAGUAAAUGAAUAAUUUAAAAUUCUUGCAGAGAUCCCACAUUCAUGUAUAGUGUACAAUAUAAUGAAAACACUGAAUGACAAAGUCUGUAAGAAAAUUUGCUUGAAAUAAGAAUUGUGUGGGUGUAUCAGCUCUAAACAUUGCAGUUACAUUGAAAUGCGUUGGGCAGCAAAGACAAUUAUUAUUCAUCAUUGUCAGUAGAUUUUGAGUCUCCUAGAAGUACAACAGGCAGUUCUGAAGACCUCCCCCUCAACCAUUUCUACAGUGGCAAUAAGGCUGGCACACCAGGAGCAGCCUUAGGUCAACUGGUGCCCUAGGCAAAAAGGCUCUACAGUGCCCCCCACACCACCCAGUGCCCCCAUCCUGAUCUACCUACACCAAAUAAAUACCGGAAAAGUGCCCCUGCUAGUGUGGCGCCCUAGACGGCCGCCUAGUUGGCCUGUGCCUAAGGCCGGCUAUGUGGCACACUUUUACAAAAAGUCACAAGAAAGAAAUAAGCUUUACUAUAGAAGUCAUAGUAUAAGACUGAAGAUGAAAGGUGGGGGAAGUAACAUGCUAGAAACAUUCAGCACAACAAAGGGAACACAAUGUAGAGACAGAUGGAACACUGCACAUGUUGUAGAGUCAAAAAGAGUAGUCAUUGUAAAGAUUGCAUGGGACAGCUGUAAGGUAAUGUCUAGCAGAUGGUUUGAGGAUGUAGAAUAUUGGAUCAUUAGGAUUCAGAGCUCAUUUGUUGGGUAGAAAAUAGGUGGUGGACUUGGCAAGCAGGCAGUUUUUUAUCUGCAGUCAAUUUGCCUUUUUGUUAACUUUCACAGUUCUGAAAUUAUUUUCAACUGCUAUUUCAAAGGAGAUUGGCAGUAAGACAGAAGAAGCCAGAAAGAGCUUCAGAAACAAGAAAUUUUAUAAUUUCCCAACGUUAUCAUUGAAGGCAGGUGGCAAAUGGGCUAGAGCAGGACGUGCAGGUGGGGGUGUGAAGAAGACAGAGAUGGACAUUGUAGUGAUGGAAACAAGGCAGUGCUUAAAAUAAUGUAAUAUGACAACAGAACAGGGAUACAGUGAUGGUCUAGUGGUUUCUACAGGAAGUAGACUAGACAAAAGCUCACUGUGAGCACAGAAUAACAGACGAGUUUAUGAGUGGAAAUUUUCAAAGAAUUGCUAGUAGGUGAUACAUUAUAGUGCACUAGAUUUGACAUUUCCAAGAUUAAUGGCAUUUACAAGAUUAAUAACUAAUUUGAAGUAUGCUAAGAAGGAAUUAUUUUUGAUACUUAAUAGCAGUAGGUUAGGAAAGCAAGCACAGGUGAAUGUUAAAGUGUUCCAUAAAGACAACAUGUUCUGUAAGAGAUGCUGAAUGCUAAGCAAACUAAAAUAAUCUCUCACCUUUUCUUCUCCUACUAUUGUCCUUUUCUCUUUUGAAGUAACGAAGGCUCUGUAGAAUGUAAUUUGAGGAUUAUGAAAAACAACAUUCUGUAUGUAUACUUGUGUUAAAAGUGUCAUUUCACAGAGGACAUAUAUGUUAACAUUGUAAUUUCAUAGAGGGCAUGUACACAGUCACUACAGUAUUCAAAGCAAAACUGAUUUUGCAAGGAAUCCCUCAACUGAUUCAUGAAGUAUUGAGCAUGUGCAAUGCUGGGAUGUUGAUAAAGAAAGAGAUUUGCAUGCAUCUAUGUAUGUAGUUAUAAAAGAACAAUGUAAAUAGCAAGGAAAUAUGAAAUCAGAGUUAUGGAGUGAAGUUGAGGUCACAGUUAAGUGGGUGGAAAAUGUGUUGUUUUUUUUGCCUUCUGUGUACCUAAGGAUUACUGCCUUAGAAAACAUUUUAACAGCAGAUUGUUUAGAUGCAACAUUUCUAGAUGAAUUUGGUGGAAUUUUCCCAGUUCUUUGUUCAUUAGCUGUUAAUCUGAAUAAACUUUCUAAGGCUUCUGAAGAAAA
Molecule: messenger RNA, 9593 nt
Organism: Protopterus annectens (West African lungfish)
Lineage: Eukaryota; Metazoa; Chordata; Ceratodontiformes; Protopteridae
Product: KIAA1549 ortholog
Exons: 22
Coding region: 229-6333 (2034 amino acids)
Source: RefSeq, a predicted model, not a curated record